CCCCAUUCUUACCCAGGCCCCCAUACCUCUCACUCAAAUCACCACCAUCGCUCGCUCUCAUACCACCCUCCUCCUUCAUCUGCACUCAUUCAAGCAAACUAAAGUCCCUCUAUUGAUCUGUAAGGCUUUUUUCUGCUAUUCAGUCCAUGAAUGACGGCGGCGCGAAGAUGAUGAACGUCCGACGAGAAACCGCGGCGACAAUGCAUACACAGCAGGGUAGCAUAGAACUCCCCGAACUGUAUUCAUCACCAGCGACGGCGUUCUACACCCCGUCGAGGGCAUCGGUCGUUAUUCCUGUCUAUAGCAACGAGCAGCUGACCACGACGGUCCCUGCUCGCCGCCACUAUGAAGGCAGUCCCGACGAGUCACAUAGUACGGGAACUAUACACCAAUAUAUCGCAUCCCCGCCACCUGCUCUGGGUAAACUACGCCAUCAUCACAUCCCGCUGCCAUCCCAGACAGGGAUCGAUAUUCGGAUAGUGUUACAUCCAUUGUUACGGCCAACUUGCCAUGAGGAGAUGUUGAUGGAACUCGACUUUGCUGCUCAGAGUCUGUCGGGCGUACGCGUUCUCGGCCAUGAGGGCUGCGUGAACGGGGCAGCAACCAGCCCCCCUCUUCCGUCACUGGCUAUUGUCCACCCAAAGCUUCCGUGGCCAGUAGUCAUUCAGAGAUCGGGUGAUCGAGAGUGGGUGACGGUCGCCGAUGUUGUCGAGACAUUAUGGCAUGCAAUGCACAUACGCGACCCCAUAACGCCGCCGUCGCCGUCGUCGCUGUCGCUCCUCAAAAAUCAGAACAAUGAGCGAUUGACCGGUAGCGGGAUGUCGGGUUGUACAGAGCGAGAGGUUGUCCUCCUGCCCAGAUUGGCAUAUCUGAAGGGAAAGACACGGUUUAUGGGACUCCACGCCAUUGAAGGCGACACCUGGGAACUGCUCGUCGCGUAAAGCGCGCCUAUGUAGGUUUGUAAUAUUUAUUCAAUGUAACUGUACAGACUCGGCCGUAUGCACUACAAACAUGUAUCAGUUACGUUUAACAGAUAAAGACAAUGGACUAAAAAAAACAAUGCAUUUUCAUUUGUGAGUGCCAGUGCAUGAAAGGGCGGUCGCAGUCGACUUCGAGAGUACCAGACUUGGUUAGCGUCGAUUC
This is a messenger RNA of Desarmillaria tabescens, 1143 nucleotides long. RefSeq lists its product as uncharacterized. The transcript has a single exon. Bases 147 to 941 code for a protein of 264 amino acids. Lineage: Eukaryota; Fungi; Basidiomycota; Agaricomycetes; Agaricales; Physalacriaceae. The record is from RefSeq and is a predicted model, not a curated record.